This is a messenger RNA of Fundulus heteroclitus (mummichog), 2684 nucleotides long. Its product is annotated as elongation of very long chain fatty acids protein 6. Gene Ontology annotation, molecular function: fatty acid elongase activity. Gene Ontology annotation, biological process: very long-chain fatty acid biosynthetic process; fatty acid elongation, polyunsaturated fatty acid; sphingolipid biosynthetic process. Gene Ontology annotation, cellular component: endoplasmic reticulum membrane. The coding region runs from base 230 to 1036 and encodes 268 amino acids. NCBI's taxonomy places the organism in Eukaryota, Metazoa, Chordata, Actinopteri, Cyprinodontiformes, Fundulidae. The transcript is spliced from 4 exons. The record is from RefSeq and is a predicted model, not a curated record.
AGCGCGAGCUUUGUCGACGUCGAGGUAAGCGACAGAGAAACUCUAUCCGGGGACCGCACGGCACGGCAUCUUCUCCUCCUUCAUCGGGAGGACGUCCCUGGGAGUGGGAUAAAGCGGCAACAAGCACCCUGUAGCUUCCAGUGGGUCUGGUGAAUGUUUUAACCCCCUCCUUCCUUGCUUCCUCCUCCUCGGUAAAACUAUCCAGAAAACCCCCCCAUUGCGGAAGAAAAUGAACGAGAGCGAGCGGAGCAGUUUUGAUUUUGAGCGACGUUUCGAUGACAGCAAAGCCCUGGAAUGGAUGCAGGAAAACUGGAGCAAGUCCUUCAUCUUUUGUGGCCUGUAUGCGGCACUCGUGUUCACAGGUCAAUACUUCAUGAAGGAAAGGCCAAAAAUGAACCUGCGCCUACCUUUGAUGUUGUGGUCCUUCAGCCUCGCAAUUUUCAGUAUUAUGGGAGCUUUCAGGACUGGAACACACAUGCUGCACGUUCUCGUAAAUAGCGGCUUCAAAGAGUCUGUGUGUGACACCAGUUUCUACAGGGCACCCAUCAUCAAGUUUUGGGCCUACGCUUUUGCUGUUAGCAAAGGCCCUGAACUGGGAGACACAGUGUUCAUCAUCCUGCGAAAGCAGCGCCUCAUCUUCCUGCACUGGUACCACCACAUCACCGUGCUGCUUUACUCCUGGUUCACCUACAAGGACCAGGUGGCAGGUGGCAGCUGGUUCAUGACUAUGAACUUCAUGGUUCACGCCAUCAUGUACACAUACUAUGCAUUCCGAGCGGCUGGUUGGAAGAUACCUCGGCGAUUCGCUAUGAUCAUCACCGCUACCCAGAUGAUCCAGAUGGUGAUGGGCCUGACCGUGCUGGGCUUUGUGUACCGCUGGAUCCAUGACGUAAACUGUCCCUCCAAUAUGGACAACAUUGUGUGGGGUUCAAUUAUGUACCUCAGUUAUUUUGUGCUGUUUGCUUCUUUCUUUUACAACACCUACUUUAAAGAUGGUUCUAAAUCCAUUGAAUCCAAAGGAUCCAAGGCAGAGUAGCUUACUGGUUGUUAUCUGGCUCUGGAUCUUAAAGCAGGGAUACAUCAGUGAAUGUAGACAGUCAGGCGCAGGAGAUGGAUGCAGAUUAUUAGGAAGGGUUAAAGAAGGAGGCAAAAAGAGCACUGUGAUAAGGGCCAAAUAUUUAUGAAAGGAAAAAAAAACUGUGAGAUAGAGAAUAAGAGCAAUUACUAAUUUUAUACUACUAAAGGGAAUAUUUACCUGUUUUAUUUAUAUAAACUUGUCAGGUAAGAACCUUAGUGUAAUACUUGAUUAAAAAGCUAAUAUCUGCAUCUGUGACAUUAAUUUAUUUUCUUAUUAGUUUAACCAGUGGGUUAUCGGAUAUGUGUUAUCCACUCCAUUCAGUCCUAACUAUUUUACCCGUCCACGAUCCAAAUUUUAUUGCUUAUGUAUAUUGGGAGUACAGUUCAUCAGAUUUGUUUUAGUAAGAAUAUUCUGUUAAACAUAAAUUAUGAGUUUGUUUACGUUCCUGUUGUCAUGACCAAAAGAAGGAAUGGUUUCCCAGUUUAGUGAAGUAAAAUAUUCACACCAACUUAUAUACUUUUCAGAGUGCUUUCCUUCUGUGUUUUCUCCUGUUAUAAACAUUAUUAUUUUAAUAUUCUGGGAACCUUCUCAAUUGACGUUUAAGUCUUUGUACCAUAACGCAGCAAAAAAAAAGAGAAAUGUGUUUUAUUAAAAUGCAAACUUAUUGCACUGACUUUUUUUCUACUGAUAGUUUAGGGAUUGAGAGGUAAACUUUAUUAAUGAAAAAUAGUCUGUCUAUGCUGUUAACAAAUAUGCAACCAGAGCUUUCCCUUCACCCUUCAGUCCAAUUUCCAGUUUUUCCAGGUAUCAUAUUUAAAGCCUGCCAACUGUAGAAAUACUUUCCAUAAAUUCAUUGUUGGCUUUAGUUUGUUGUUCUUUAAAAACAUUGUGAAGAAAUCAAAACUCUUGAAACUCAAGCCUGUAAAAGUUUGGAAAUUUGCGGUCAUACCAAAACAUCAAAACAUAUGAAAACUGAUAAGAGAAAAACUGACUGUAGCAUAAAAGCACAAUUUUUGAGUUCCUUUAAACUCUGUUUUAUCGUGUACAACACCCAUGGGCAUGAUCGAAACCUAAAGAGAUGGAAAGGCACAUAUUCACUGACACUCGGUAGUUAUAAUAAAAAUAAACAACUAGUAUAAAUACUGUAAAGCUGCAGGUGUCCGUCUGUGGCUAGAACUACACAGCAUUUUAUCCUCUUAACCUGAACUGAUGUUUUAAAUUUUUGCCUUUAAAAUUCAGCACCGAAGAACCUCUUAUAUUUAGCCUGCAAGGAAAAACAAGGGAGAGUCAUCAGUAAGCACUGUUUUAAAUAUAUAUUCUGACUGGAAACGUGAGUUUAGUGCACAGUAAAGUUUGCUGCCUUGUUCCUGGUGGAAACUCCAAAAUCAGAGCUUAAACUAUGCAAACAAGACAAACUUGCACUGAUUUUAUUUCAUUAGAAAAUGCAUUGUGUUUUCAAACAUUACUUGUACUUCAAGAAUGCGGUUGUUUGGUUUUGCCUUGAAGUAUUAUCCCUUUAAAAAAAAGAAAUCUCUGUCAAAUGUAUGAAUUGUAAUUGAAAAUAAAAUAAAGGCUUCUGGGUGCAAUUAACCCAUCUUUAUUUUAA